AGAGAUUGGCCUCAUACAGUUUCCACCUACUCUAUUGCACUAACAAAUACUUUUUCUUUUAUCUUAAAAAGAAGCAUGAUAGGAAUGAUUAUCUUUGUAUGACAUUCAUCAUAUUCUCAACUCUCCAUUUUCUUUCCCACUAAUAAUAACUAGCUAUCUCCCUCUCUCUAACGGUCUGGUUGCAUUAGACAAGAAGGAGAAAGAAUGAAAGAGAUGAGGGUUUCAGCGUUUUGGGUUCUUCUACUGGUUUCUUGUUUCUUCUACAAAUCCAAAGGAGCCAUUGUUCCUGCACUCAUAAUCUUUGGUGACUCCAUUGUUGACGUUGGCAACAACAAUAACUUACUCAGCAUUGUUAAAUCAAACUUCCCUCCUUAUGGCAGAGACUUCACCAACCAAACACCCACCGGAAGAUUCUGCAACGGAAAACUCGCUGUAGAUUUCUCAGCUGAGUACCUUGGAUUCUCUUCCUACCCACCUGCGUUCCUAAGCCGAGAAGCAAGAAACGAUGAUUUCUUGAUUGGUGCCAACUUUGCAUCAGCAUCUUCAGGAUACUAUGAUGCCACAUCUGUUCCAUUUGGCGCAAUCCCCUUAACAAGACAGCUUAGCUAUUACAGGACGUAUCAAAACAGAGUGAGGAGCAUGAUAGGGAGGGAGAGAGCACGCACUAUGUUCUCUAAAUCUAUCCAUAUUUUGAGUGCAGGAUCUAGCGACUUUCUUCAGAACUAUUACAUCAAUCCACUGCUCAACAUCCUAAAUACACCUGAACAGUUCUCUGAUAUUCUCAUGCGAUCUUACUCAGAGUUCAUCCAGAAUCUGUAUGAACUAGGAGCAAGGAGAAUUGGAGUGAUAUCGUUACCGCCAAUGGGUUGCUUGCCUGCAGCUAUCACUCUUUUCGGUGCAGGAAACAAGAGUUGUGUCGAGAGGCUAAACAAUGAUGCUGUCAUGUUCAACACCAAACUUGAAUCCACAACUCAGACAUUGAUGAAACGACACUCAGGCCUCAAGCUUGUCGCCUUUAACGCCUACCAACCUCUCAUGGACAUCAUCACCAACCCUUAUGAUAAUGGAUUCUUUGAAACAAAAAGGGCGUGCUGUGGAACAGGAACAGUAGAGACAUCGUUCCUUUGCAACUCUCUAUCCUUGGGAACGUGUUCAAAUGCCACAGGGUACGUGUUUUGGGAUGGAUUUCAUCCCACAGAGGCCGUGUACGAGCUGUUGGCUGGUCAACUAUUGAGUCAAGGGAUUUCUCUAAUCUCUUGAAUUAAAUUCCAUCUCAAUGAAUUCAAAUUGUAUACCUACAAAUAGCUACCCUUAUCACUCUCUCUUUCUAGGGAUGUGUGUGUGUGUGAAGUAUCUGACUCUAAAAACUAAAAAAUAAGAGAGACAGCGUGUGUGUGAGAGUGGAUGAAACUACCAUUUUGUUUUGUGUGAUGCGUUAAUAGAUACAAGCUUUGUUAAAGACGAUCACGGUCUUUGGUAAUUUGUGUUCUUGAUCUAUCUCUAGAGCAUUUUUAUUAUUU
Molecule: messenger RNA, 1520 nt
Organism: Eruca vesicaria subsp. sativa (arugula)
Lineage: Eukaryota; Viridiplantae; Streptophyta; Magnoliopsida; Brassicales; Brassicaceae
Source: the annotation of a GenBank genome assembly